UUAUAAGGCUUAAACUGUUCAAGGUGUCGACAACGGUGUUGAAAUUUUCGUUAACAACAUGAAGUCCAGUUUUGUGUUUGUGGUUCUGGUCAGUGCGGUGCUGCAAUACGUUAACGCGUCGGCCAUUCCGGUCUGGGAGUUACUCAAGAAGGAGGAAAAAAUGUCCUUUAUAUACUCCAUCUUCGCCAAGGAAGUGGAUAAAAUAUGCGAAGUGGAAACUUCCACCACGUGCAGCAAGGACUUGCUCAAAUACGGACUGCACAUGCUCAAAAGCAUGUCGUUGGAGCAACUAGAUGCGAUGGAUCCGUACCAACGUGGCGCCAACAACUUAAUCUGGGAGACCAUCAUGUCGGGCCACGACUUGGAGAAGACCACGCCAAAGCAAAAGUCCUCCACCACAGCUAAGCCGAACAGCUACGAAGACGAAUCGCUGGGCUUCGACAGCCAGGAAGAGGAGUCGGCCAAAAUCGAGAACAUCUACAAGGUGGUGCCACCCAAGGACUUCGUCUUCCAAGUAGAGAAGGACGCACCAAUAAUGAUGCAAAUCUACAAAGUGAUCUCGUUCCUGAACCACUUCGACGAAAGGAAGAGCGUUGAGGAGAAAAUACCCCCGCAGGAGCAGGUCUAUGCGGAAGAUGAAGACCUGAAGCAGUACCAAAUCACCAAGAUGAAACUGCCAAAUUUGUAAACUUUGUCGUUUCGAAUUUGUUGACUGCUUUAUUCAGAUCUCAGGAUUAAUUUAUUUGUUAUUUUUUUUUGUAAAUAUUUGUAGAUAUUAGUGUGGUUGUAUGAUUUUGUUUUGGCUGUGUGUACCCAAUUCGAUUGGUCGAAAUUCCUAUUUUAGUGUGAUACGUUUUAAAUUAAGAAUAAAUUAUUGUUUCAGAUUAUUUAAUUGUAUUUUUUUAUCAUGAAAAAUUAGUCAAAAAAUAAUGAAAAGAAUAAAUAAACACAUAUAUGAUAAGU
This is a messenger RNA of Aethina tumida (small hive beetle), 963 nucleotides long. RefSeq names its product rhythmically expressed gene 5 protein. The coding region runs from base 59 to 688 and encodes 209 amino acids. Lineage: Eukaryota; Metazoa; Arthropoda; Insecta; Coleoptera; Nitidulidae. The record is from RefSeq and is a predicted model, not a curated record. The transcript has 3 exons.